GGGAGCAAAGGCAAAGGCAAAGGCAAAGGCAAAUCAAAAGAGCAAUAGAUGGGAGAAUUGUUUGCAAUUUCGCAAUCUUCUAUUCUGCUACCACAAGCUCCUAGUCGAGGGCGGCAUUACUCUGUUGGAUUUCAUCGGGCAUCUUCCACGGCUUCAUCUGUACGUUUCUUGAGGACCAGGUCGGAGCCUGCGGUGUUUUUUCCGACGAUUUCGGCCCAAGCACUGCAGCAGAAGCGCUUUUCCUGGGGAAUUAGAUCUGCUGACUCUGAAGUGCCGCCCACACUUACCGUCGAGUCGGCAAGUGACGGGAACGAGAUCCAACCAGAUUCUAGUGGCGGUGGAGACGAGUUUGGAGGUGUAAGUGGCGGCGGCGGCAGAGGACGAGGCAACAACUGGGGCAAUAAUAAUAACGAGGGCGAAGGAGGAUCUGACGAAAGUGAGGACACCAGCAAGAAGAAGAUGGCCAUGUCAAUGUCCCAGAAGUUAACACUGGGCUACGCUGCCCUGGUCGGUGUGGGUGGAGUUAUGGGCUACGUGAAGAGUGGCAGCCAGAAGUCACUUAUGGCAGGCGGACUAUCUGCCUUGCUACUGUAUUUUGUUUACUCUGAGCUUCCCACAAGACCAGUUUUUGCUUCAUCUCUUGGGCUUGGUAAGUAA
Messenger RNA from Ilex paraguariensis (yerba mate), 657 nucleotides. Lineage: Eukaryota; Viridiplantae; Streptophyta; Magnoliopsida; Aquifoliales; Aquifoliaceae. The record is from the annotation of a GenBank genome assembly.